Molecule: messenger RNA, 1341 nt
Organism: Silurus meridionalis
Lineage: Eukaryota; Metazoa; Chordata; Actinopteri; Siluriformes; Siluridae
Product: C-type mannose receptor 2-like
Exons: 5
Coding region: 18-914 (298 amino acids)
Source: RefSeq, a predicted model, not a curated record
CCAACAAUACAUCAGUGAUGGAGCAAUGUCUGUUCAUGCUCCUGUUUUUCACAGGAAUCGUCCCUUCCGUCCUGUCUGUCUCUCGAAAGUAUUAUCUGGUCAAGCAGGGGAAAACGUGGAGUGAAGCCCAGGCUUACUGCCAAACUGAACACACUGACCUGGCUACCAUCCAAAGUGAUAAUGACCUGGCCCAACUUCAGAAUGAAGCACAGACCCAAAAGUUCAAUUCCAGUGCUUGGAUUGGAUUGUACAAUGACAUCAACAGCUGGCGCUGGUCCUAUGGAAACGAGCCACUGAGAAGUUUGACAUUUUGGUAUCCAGGACAACCUAACAACCUGUAUGGAAACCAGGAGUGUGCUGUGUCAGAUAUGGACGGUUGGAAUGAUAGAGACUGUACAGAGGAAUACCCCUUUGUGUGCUUUGAUGGCAGUAAAAAUGGCACCGACAGGUACAUUUACAUCUCCAAUGAAAUGGCAUGGCAUGAUGCUCAAGCUUACUGCAGAAAAUAUUAUACAGAUCUAGCCAGUGAUAGAGAUGAGAUAGAAAACUCUAUAAUACUGGGACUGCAAUCUUACAGCACCUGGAUUGGUCUGUUCAGAGAGUCCUGGAAGUGGACAGACAAAAAAACAUUCUCUACCAUCAACUGGAUGUCUGGAGACCCUUAUAUUUACCUAAAAGAUGAAAACUGUGGGUAUAUAAAUAACAAUGAGGCUGCUAAUGGACUGUGCUCGGACAUAAUGCCUUUCUUCUGUUACUCGGUAAUCACAAAAAAACAACAAAUCAUGAGGGUGAAGGUUCAUUCCAGUCAGGAUGUGAAUGAUCCUGCAGUAAAGGAGGCCAUCCUGGAGCAGAUUAAGCAGAAACUGGAGGAUCAUGGGAUGGCAGAGAACACCACAGUGAAAUGGAGAGAAUGAUGGAAAGGUGUUUCACACGAAGAAAGAAAAUAAUACCACAGUAAAAAGGAAGGCUUAAGAUCUUAAGCAUGUGUUUUAAGUCUUAUAAUUCUGUAAUGCAUUAGCCAGUUUUUGUAAGUGUACAGUAAGUGAUGUGUCCACAGUGGAAAACUUCAUUGGAUAUUGUUCACUAAAAAAUAGAUAAUGAUAGGAAAUGAACUUACAUAAAUUCUCUUCAUGUUCAUCAAUAACAUUAUUUUAAUUGUGUCUAUUUACAUCAUAUAUAGUUGAUCAGCUGAGAUUAUUUUGAUUUUUGCUUCCUGCUGAGUCUCUUUUCCCUCUGAACUCAAGUUGCAGGAUUUCUGCUGUGUUUUUGGUUUACUAACUGAUUAUGCCUAUAAAGCUGCUCUUAAACAUUAUUUACUGUAAAAUGCUCUACAAAUGCUGA